UCAGCAUCAUGGACACCAAGUUAAUCUUUUUCUUUGCCCUCCUGGAUCUCGCCUUCGCCGAAGAAGCGAAGAAAGUCGAACAGAAAAAAUCCGAUGAAACGGCAAAAUCAAAGCGAGGUUUAGUUGGACUUGGAUAUGGAGGAUAUGGUUUUAGUGAUCUGGCUUACGCAGCUCCAGCCUAUUCUACUUACCACUUAAGUGAACCCUCAACCCACACUCACACUGUUAUCACCAAGGAAGUUCCGGUGCCAUAUCCGCAACCAGUUGCUGUUCCUGUUGAAAAACAUAUCCCAUACGCCGUUAAGGUCCCUUAUGCAGUCCCAGUCGAUCGCCCAUAUCCGGUCCAUGUGCCGAAGCCCUACCCAGUGGAAGUAACCAGACAUGUUCCAGUCCCAGUGGAUCGCCCAUACCCAGUUGCCGUAAAAGUUCCAGCUCCAUACCCAGUUGUCAAACACAUUGGUAUCCCCUACCCCCAACCCGUUGUUGUUGAAAAAUACCAACAACCCCUUGUGCUCGAAAAAUACCAAUCCUACUCAAAUGGCUGGAAUUAAAUUUGUAAUGAGAUUUGAAUCUACAACGAACUGCAAUCCAGUCUUCCAGGAUCAACGAUCUCAAUACCCAGAUCAUGGAAAACUGAUCCAACUGAUCUUGUUAUUGGAUUCUACUGGUAAAAACAAAGAGCAUCCAGAACUUUCGGGAUUUUAAAACCAAUCGUUGCAGCUUGUACAGAUUUAUUAUGAUUCUUAAUUGAGUCCUUCUCUAGAAAAAUCACCCCAGUCGGCUUAGGUUUUAGUUUUUCACAAACCAAGAAGGAUGUGUUAUGAUUUUUUAUAUGUUUGCACAAACUAAAACAGGUAGUUUUUUAUUUAUAAAAGCACAUUUUGAAAACUUGCUUUGGCAAUUUCGUACGAAUUUUGUAAUUAAGGUCGUUUUUCUAGAGAAAGGUUUAGUUGGAACUUACCUGUAAAUGGCUGAGGAUUUACUUCAUGAAGAAACAUUUUAUACUUGGCUAAUGACAUAUCUUUCAUUCUUCGUUGGAAGAAGAGGUCCUCUAAAUUGUUUCGUGUUUCUUCGACGAGUAGCGUUUUGCUUCGUUUUUGUUUUUGUAAAUAUUCGAGAAAACGUUACUCCCGUGAAACCGUUACGUAUAAGUAUUGAUCAUGUUGCAAGUGUUCAUCGACCUUCACUCUGACAGACAUUUCUCAUCCAAAGUGGUGAAAUCUAUGCAGUGAUGAUCUUUUUAUCUUAUCGUUAGAUUUAAGUUUUUUACUUGGACUUUCGUUGUCCUUGGGGCAUUGACUGCGUCGAAUUUAUUUUCG
This is a messenger RNA of Belonocnema kinseyi, 1319 nucleotides long. RefSeq names its product zinc finger protein 512B-like. Lineage: Eukaryota; Metazoa; Arthropoda; Insecta; Hymenoptera; Cynipidae. The coding region runs from base 9 to 551 and encodes 180 amino acids. The record is from RefSeq and is a predicted model, not a curated record. The transcript has 3 exons.